AUGCUUAAUGAUAUUAGGACAGGAGCCUGGAACGCACUCAUAUUUGUUGCUUGCCUCUUUGUUGUCGUUUGCAUCAUUGAAAAAUCAGCGAGCUUCAUUGUAUCAUGGUUGCUUGCAAUUAGCAGAUUGCCAUUGAAUGAUUUCUCAUUCGGCUACAUUUUUGGCACACACAUACGAAAUGUACAAUUUUCAACUAAGAAAUUUAAAAUUAAGAUUGGAAAGUUAGGUAUACAUAUGGGAUGGAGGCCGUCAAUCUCAAUUAAACAUGUGGAACUUCAUUUUUUUGAAGAAAAAUCAUCCAGUAACUCCACUCACACUGGCAAUCCCUCACCCUUUAAUUUCACAGAUAACUCCUUUAAAUUUAAAUUGAAUAAUGCACUGGCAUAUCUUCUUAAAUGGAGUUUUACCUUGAAUCCAUUCAUACGUGACGUUUCAUUAAUAUUUCCAAAUGGAAUCAAGCUAAAUAUCAAUCUUAUUUCAAUAUUAAUUAUACAUAAACCUGAUAAUUAUAUUAGGAUGGAAUUUUUUUUACACAAGAUCUUGAAGUCGAAAUCAAAAGAUACAAUUAAUCAUAUUGGCUUCCAGAUGAAAUGGGACAUUAUUGAGAAUCACGAUAAAGAAUUAAAUACAACGGAACUUAUCUUGAAACAGUGGGCUACAAAUUUAAAAAUUAGUGGUAUCAACGUACAUGUCCCUGAGCUACCAGCAGCUGUAAAUAAAACUGAAAAUAAUGGUUCUGUGCCUAUUUCAGACAGCGUUAAGCCUGAGCAACUCCUUAAAAACUUAUUGGAGCCUAUAAACUAUCCACUAAAAUGUUUAAAUCUUUUAGAUGUCAAGUUUGAGAAUUUACAAUUAAAUUAUAAGAACUUUGGUAAAGUGACGAUCUCAAGCAUCCAAGCUUCUGUGGAGUCAGUAGCAGUCCUUAACAACGGAACAUCUUUGGAAGUGAUUUCAUCUGAUAAGGAUUUGGGUAAUGAUUAUGAGAUUUCUUUCUCGGUUAGUAAUAUUUUAUUUGAUAUUGACGGUGACACAAGUCUACGUAUACCGCUCAUUAACAUUAUAAUUAUCUCCAAUGUAUUACUUUGUGUUUCAGAAGACAUUCCACUGAACAAAACAACGAUAUCAUGUACAAUAAAUGUUAUCAAUCCAUCAUUAUUCUCUACAAUUAAUCAACUAUUUUCUCUUAUUGAGAAGUAUGAAGCAUUACAUAGUGGAACAGGAAUUAAAUCUUCCCAAAAAACAGCUCACGUAAACCCUGUUAAUCUUCUUAUUACAGAUAUUAAUGAACUUCCAAGUUUUAGAUUCCAGUUAACUCUCUCGGACUUUACCUCUACCCUACAGAUUUCAGAUGAGGAAAAUGUGAUAUUCAAAAUCUUUAAUAUUCAUUCAUUAUUAACAAGAAAUAAUGGCACCAUUGCAUGUCAAUCAAAGGCUAUAAUUCCGAUGCAGAAACAAAUCAUAUUCGAUAAAGAACACUCUGCAGAGCAGAACACAACAAAUUAUGUAAAGAUUGUUGGAGCAACACUAGAUUAUUUGAAAGUGUUUAAAACAGAUGGUGUAUCCUCUCUGUCGGUGCCGAUAUAUGGUUUUGAGCGAUUAGACACUUUUUUGGAUAAUAUUUCGCUAAGAGGUAUAAACAUUCAAAGUACUUUAAGACAUUCCCAUGUAACUUUGAAUGACUUGAGAGUGUUAGAGACAUUACAGAUUGUGAUCUCGAAAAUCCAUAAGCAACUUAAGAAGGCAACAAGUUCGGCUACUCCAAACAAAACUGUGCCUAUGGAAACUGCGGUCAAAAAUAUGUUCAAAUGGUGCCUAAGGUUAAGAUUAAAAGAUUCUUAUUUCUCUUUGUUAGUUGCUAAAUUUUUGCCAACAAUUCUAGAUCCUUUAGAAAUUGAUGGAUUUAAUCUUACAGACGUUGAUAGAGGUUUGAAGAUUUUAUUAGAUGAAUGUAUUUUUACCAUUAAUCCCCAAGAGAAACGCUUUGAAAUUAUUGACGCUUCUGUUAUCCGUGUAAUGGAUAAUCAGAACCAUGAGAGCUUGUCCGAUGAUAUUCUGAAACUAUUUAACCUCACUAUUGCGAUGAAGGACAAUAUUGUGGGCUAUAUUAAUUUACCAACAAUUCAAAUUAAGUUUGACACCAAUCUAAUAUGGCUAGCUUUUUACCUCUACAGUAUUGUAAGGCAUUUUCGUCCUAAAGACAACCACCCAAUAUCUCCACAACAUUCCAGCUCCAUAGGUCUCCUAUCAAAAUUUGAUUUGGGUAUAGCCAAGGUUUUUAUUUCCAUUACCUUACCCAAAGAUGUACCUUUACUGUUUUCGAUAGAGAAUGUACGGUAUUCACCAGAAAAUAAACUCUUGAGUAUACCAUUAAUUACCGCUUAUGUUCAAUCAAUUUAUGUCAAGACAGUCAAAAUACACGUAGCCUUAAUGACAAUUAGGGAUUUUAUUUUUGAUGUUGGCUAUUUUCUAAACCACCAGGUAUUAAGAUUUCAAACAUCGCUACUUUAUUUUCAUACUGAAUAUCACUUCAGAUUUUAUAUGAUUGUGGAUAAUAUAAUCACUAUGUUCAAGUCAUUCAAACAAAUAAAGCUUGCAUUCUCUGAUUUACAAAAAUUUCAAAGAGUCUAUCCUCUACCUCAACUACCUAGAGUAUUUCCUACGAUUGAAUUUUCGACUGAUCAUUUUCUAAUUGAUGUGGAAGAAGAUCCUUUCGAACAAGAAUUAGGUCUAAUUCUUAAAAUUGGUCUUUUGGAACAAAGAGAAAGACUUCAAAAGUUGCGUGAGUUUGAGAAUCAGAUUGCUGAAUAUCAUGCAGGACAUAAGGCAACUCCAACAGUAGUACAUUUUUCAAGGAGAGGUCGUGUUUCGUCAACAAUUCUUGAGAAACAGAUGAAGGAGAAGCUAUUGGAACAUUUUUCAACCUCAUGGAUAGAAAGGUACAAGGCUGCUAAAAUUCGUUUUCAUGGUAAACCUUGUCAAGUCCAUAAAUAUGAUGAUUUGGGAACAAAUUAUAUUUUACUAUCAAGCGCAAUUACAAGUACAACGGCCAAUCUAACUGUUGAUGAUUUACGAAUUGAAAUUACAAAGCCAUCCUUCCCUGUUGACGAAUACACAAAAUUUCUUCAUCAAUAUGGGAAGGGAAUGCCGCUUGACAUGGCGUUUACUCUUCUAAUUAUAAUCGGGAUUAAAGUUAAGACGGGUUUAUGGGAAUUGAAGCUGAGAGAUUAUCCGACGCCUGCGAUUUCAUUGCCAGAUACAUACACAACAGGUGACGUUAUUUUUGCUGAAAAGAUGCCAGAGGUAUUUGCGCUAAACACAGUGUAUGUUCCUUUUGUUUCUUCUGCAGAGGCCAAACCAUUCCUCGAAAAGAAUUCCAUAUAUGGAUCUCAUAUCAUACGUACCAUUAAUUCUGUUAAGAUCUAUUUCAAUUUGAAAUCUUCAGUUGUUUCUGAUAUACCAGCAACAGUUACAUGGGGGAAAUCAUUACAACCUGGAUACGAGUCAUUGAUGUUAUGGUUUGAUUUCCUAACGAAGCCACAUGUGGACCCAUCUCAGAAACUAGGAUUCUGGGACAAAUUUAGAUUUCUUUUGCAUGGAAGAUGGAUAUAUGGCUUUUCAGAAAGAAGCAAAUUCCAACUCAAUAUUAAAGGUUCUGGUGAUCCAUAUAAAAUAACUGAUGAUGGUGCUGGUCUUUCUUUUUCUUGGUCAGGUGGUACAAUCAUUAGAUUACAUGACUCCAUAGAUCCUAAAGAAUUCUUAAAAAUAGAGUCAAACAAGUUUCAAUUAGGUGUACCAGAUUUUACGGCUGUUAAUAGAUUUGAGAAAGUCUUUAUGAGAUUGGAUGGGGAAGUCGUAUGGAAAAUGGGUCUUUUGUUUGAGCAAGGAAAUAUACAUUCACCUGGUGAUGCAGAACGUCUACCACCGACAAGGCCGCAUUAUGAUAUUCAAUUAAUGCACCCAAGCCACGUAUCAGAAAUAAAAGACUAUGAUUCAUAUGAAGGUUUUAGGAGUGCCUUCAUUCAUCUCUCUUUUGGAGUUUAUUCUUUUUCCGAAAAUUCAGAAAAUAGUUUAUACUUGGCACCCUAUUCUUUACGUCAUUUUCUUGCAUGGUGGGAUUUGUUUCAUACGUAUACCUCAGGUCCAAUUAGGCAGGGGCCCCUGUUUCCUGAUUUGAUUCAAAAUAAGACAAAAUUUUCGAGAGCGUUAUACACCAUUAAAUACCAACUUCACUUGGAGCCUUUAACAGUAACACAUGUAUAUCGACAUAUUAGUACACAGUAUGAAUCAGCAGAAAAGGGAGAAAUUCAUUAUACAGGUUUAAAAGGUAGAUUUGCAUCUUUGAAAAUUGACUUACACCAAAGGAGAAUUAAAUUAAUACACCAAAAUGAACGAUUGAAUAAAUCAAAACCUGUCUGGAAAUUGAAGAUGAGUACCGGUGAAAUUGAUUGUUCAGAAGCCGAUAUUAGAAUAUUAUCUACAGUCUUUGACCAAAGUAUUAUGGAGGAAUUGUUGAGUACGCCAACAAAUAUUAACGGGCUAGAUGCGGAGGUGGAUUCAGUCCAGGAGAAUGAUGCUAUCGAUAUGUUGAAAGGUUCAGAAUGGUAUGACCAUGAGGAUUAUGUCGAUCUGAAUCAAGUUUCUCUAAAUUCGUCACUUCCACUGAAAUUGGAAGCUAUUCCGUUCCUGUAUUCACCACGUAUAUCAUAUUUUAGAAAAAUCAAUGAUGCAGGUUAUAUGGUCGCUUUUCCAUUUAGUUCUGAAGAGUCUCAUGAUUGUUUAAUCGGAAAAAAUCAUCCAGAAAAGACUCAAGAAACUCUUGCACAGGGAAGAUUCAACGAACUAACAGAUGAAAUAAAAAACCUAAAUGAGGCAUUAGAAAUCUUAAAUAAAAAUCACAAAAUGACUUUUGAAAAAAAGGCUAAGAUUGACUCAUUAAAUUUAGAAUUGCAUGAUUUGAAGCACAGAUUGCAUAUUGUACACGAUAUCCUUAAAGACUUAAAGAUUUCGGAAGAAGUUUCCAGUACAUUUUCUAAUUCAGAUGAUGAGGAAAGCUCGAUUGGAGACGGACACUUGACUGUUUCGGAGUCUAGUGUUGAGCCCUCAAAUAUGUCCCUCCUAAGAACGGACACAAUUGAAUCGUUUGCUUCAAUGAGACGUGCUUCCACCAUCCAGCAUUCUUCAACGUACGACAACAGAUUUAUAAUUCAUAACAUCCAACUAAGGUUCGAUAAGAAAAUUAGGAAUCACAUGUUAGAAUAUGCCACAAAUAUAGCCGAAAGAACGUCAAUGCGUUACUCAUUAACAUAUAAAUCAGUAACAAUAUUAAAGGAUUUACUUAAAAAUGUACUAGAAAGUACAAAGACAACGAUGGAUGAUGGAAGCUCAAUUUCCGACGAAGAUUUGAUCUCGAACGUGGAAUUCAUCGAAGAGUUUGAAGAAUUAAUUAGAGAAGUUCCCGAUGCAAAUUUUGAUGCAGUGGACAACUAUCUAAUCAGAUUAAUUUCUCCUCAAGUACAGAUCAGAUCGCCAUGCGAACCGAACACCACAGUCAUAUUAGCGGCAAGAGAUAUCGAGGUGGGUAUAAUUGAUAUUGUUCAAGUUAUGAAUAAAGAAGGAAGAAAGAUAGCAUUGGAUGUGGAUACAGUGGUUGAAACAAGAUAUUGUGCGGUAUCAAAGGAUAUCCAAUUAUUCACACUAUUCAAAGACGAUCUAAUCAAAUCCCCUAUUAAAGGCCUUCAUAGAAAUGGAUAUGGAACUGAUAGAUUCUCCGAAUUUUGGCCCCCAUGGAUACCGUUAGAAAUGUGCUUUGACGGAACCCUACUGGCUAAACAUGUUUUCUUAAAAAGGAGAUCAAUGUUCUGUACCUUUAUAGCCCCCAACCCCUUAUAUGUAGGAGACAAGAAGUUGAAAAACAUUUCCAUUGACUCGAAGAUACGUGUUGGAUUCCCUGCUUUAAUUCUUACAUCAACUUCACAACAAUAUUGCUCAGUAUAUGCCAUAACGCAAGAUCUCCUAUCAUUUGGUUCCAGUUUAGACGAAAAAGUUGAAAAGUUAUCGCAGGUUCUAUUUGCAGACGAAGUUCGUAACAAUUUGGAUCGUCUAGAUGUGUUGGCAAUAACAAAUUUGCAAGAAAUGAUUAAGCAAUUAUACUGCACUAGAGCGUUCCUAAAAGUUCAUGACCCUACUCUCUUCCGAACGACAGCACAAAAAAUAACCUUUGAAAUCCAGACAAACGUUUUGAAAUUAACUCUCCUUAUGACCGCUAUCAAAAAAAAUUAUGAUAAAAUUGGUAAAAAUAGUCCUUCAUUUCAAAGAAAAUUAAAAUGGCAGGUUGGUACAGAUAAGCUUUUGUGGGAAUUGUUUGAUGUUGACAAAAAUCCAUUCAUCACUAUUGGAAUGGGACCUUCGACAUUUGUUAGAUCUCAAAUGUCCAGUGGGUUGAAUAGCAACAAGGUAUUUAUUACUUCUUUGAAAUGUUUCAACCAACAAGACACGCCGAUCUUUGGAGAACUUUUGGCUCCAUUUUAUAGUAAUUCCAGUUACGAUGAAACAUUGCCCAUGAUUGAAAUUUCUUGGGUCCAGACACCUCCUGUUGGAGGCAUAUCGAAUCUAGAACAAAUGAUCGUCUCCUUACAACCGAUUGUUUUUAAAAUGGACCAUGUAACUUCAGAAAAAAUAAUGAGUUAUUUAUUCCCAAAAAUUGAUGUAGAGAAUAUUUCAGGGACAUCAGCCAGCAUAACCAGUGGUAUGGCAACAUCGAACAUAUCAAGACAGGCUUCUUUUUUGAGUCUGGCUAAUAGUGGAUCAUCUCUCAGUAAUAUGAAAGACGUAGAUUCGUGGGAUUUAACGAGUAUUCAUAAUACACCAGGAAGUCCAAAAUUGCCCAAAAAGGAACCAGGGAGGGUAUCUAGUGCAUUUUUUAGCCACUCCAAAGAAAGUAUAAAUGAAAUGGUUAAACGGUCUGGAGUGUAUUUUAAUGUUGGGACAAUUACUAUAAAAAACACGGAGAUGUCCAUUUGCUAUAAAGGUGCACAUAAGGUCCUUACGGAUGUAAAUGAUUUAAUUAUCAAGGUUCCUACUUUAAAUUAUCAAAAUAAAUUGUGGUCCAGGGACGAAUUUUUUAAUGCAUUGAAGCAUGAUAUUGUUAAAAUCGUCUUACACCAUCUUGGAAAAAUUGUUGGAAACAAAUUUUUGCCACAUAAGAAGGAGAAUAAGUUAAAGGUUUCAACUGACAUUAAACAGCUUUUAAGUUCAACAUCAGAUAAAAGCAGAAACGGUCGUAUCAGAGGCUCUAACACAAGUUCCAUGAGGACUAGUCUCUCAAGGCAAUCACCAUUGGAUUUAGAUGACCUUGAACAGGAAAUAAUGAGUGAUGAAGAUAUUAAACCUUUUUUUCCAUUUACAGGGUCAGAUAGCGCAUCACAUCUUGCUCCUUAA
Naumovozyma castellii is the source of this 7437-nucleotide messenger RNA. It is a transcript of the gene HOB2, whose product is annotated as Hob2p. The transcript has a single exon. Lineage: Eukaryota; Fungi; Ascomycota; Saccharomycetes; Saccharomycetales; Saccharomycetaceae. The record is from RefSeq and is a predicted model, not a curated record. The coding region runs from base 1 to 7437 and encodes 2478 amino acids.